ACAUGUAGCCACAAUUGACGUUAUUAAGCUAAGCUUUUGAUUUUAUAGCAUUAGGAAAAGGAAUAACAAGAUGACGAAUGUUUUGUUUUUCUUUUGUUUAUCAUGGAUUACAUUGGCAAAUACAGAAAAGAAUUUGACUACUAUUAAUAUUCCGUUCAACACUUCAAUUCCUAUCAUAUGUACUAGCAAUUCAGUUAUCAAAAUAUCAAACAUAUCAGUGGAGACAAAUAGCAAAUGUGCACCUAAAAAUUGUAGCCUUUCAGAACAGGAAAAUGUCAGAACACGAAGCACGUGUAAUGGACAAAGCAGUUGCAAUAUUACUUCAAACAUGCCAAAUAGCUGUCUAUUGGAACUCGGAUUUUUCAGCUUGUCAUAUUCAUGUCUAGAAGUAGCACAUAGUUGUAACUUUGAUAAUUCAUGGUGCGGAUGGAUGCGUUUUCCAAAAGGUAAAGGUAUAUACAAAUGGAAAAGAAAAAAAGGUGCAACGAAGACAAAAUUUACAGGACCAUCCAAGGACCACACUUCUGUCUCUGUAACUGGUUUCUAUGUGUACAGCAAUGCAAAGAAUGGAAAUACAAGUGAUAUUGCACAGUUAACAAGUGGUCCAAUAGUUUCAGGUCCUAAACAGUGUUUAUCCUUUUGGUAUCAUAUGUACGGGGAUGAUAUUGGUAGCUUGAGAGUAUUCCAAUUGAACAAUGUAAAAGGGAAUGAAAAGCGUAUCUUCCGUAAAAAGUCUAACCAAAGUGAUGCAUGGCAUCAAGAGAAAAUCGACUUAAAAAAAAUUGUGGGAACUUACAAAAUCAGAUUUGAAGCUAUCCAUGGAAAUGGUCCUAAAGGAGAUAUUGCUCUCGACGAUAUCAGUAUUGUAAAUAAAAUGUGUUCAGAUUUUAACAGUCAGUGCCGUUCAAGUCCUGGUGCAUGUAAAGGGACUAUCGAUCAUAUAAAAAGCUGCCAACACGUGAAUGAAACUAUUGAACUUACUGAAUGUUCAAAUAUUUAUAUGAACAUUGACAAAAGCAGUUUGAGAUUUGAACCCAAAUUCAUCCCAAUUGCAUGUUAUGCUAUUUAUCAGCAAAUAAAUGAUUCGUUAUGUACAAAUGUGUCGAGUUGGGAUCUCUGUACACUUGACAUGUCUAAAUAUAUACAGGAUCACCCAGAAUGCUUUAACCGUUACACCAUGAAGACAGAGUAUGAAUGUGAAGACCCACAAGAAACAGUUAUGAACUCAACAAAAUUCACUGAAACUACUCCUGCCUUGUUUGAUAUAACAGCACAGAUGACAACUGAACAGCUCGAGACAACUUACCUUCAUUUACAAACAACCGACAAAAGUCACAUAACCGUCGCAUUCAUACCAUUAACUUCAGAACCUUUACAUGUAACAGAAUCAUGGGCAUCAAAAUCGGAAUCACAGCAAUUAUUAGAUCGUUCCAUAGUUGCAGGUUUAGCUGUUGGAGCUGUUGUGUGUUUUGGAAUUAUAAUAGGACUGAUCAUCUUAUAUUGCAACAGAAGAUCAAAUACUUAUAAAAAAGGAAAUGAACUCAAGUAUAAAAGUGACAAUGCUUUGAAUCAAAAGAUAAAUUUACCUCCAAUGAACAGCAAUACCAUCAAUAAAGUUUUGUGUGAUGCAGACCCUGACUACCAACACUAUUAUGAGAUCAAGGAUAUAAAAAGAUCUUUUGUAAACAUGCAGACUGAAAAUGAUCUAGCUGACAAUCAAAAAUAUAAUAUUCCAGAUCAGAAUAAUAUAACCGGAAAGAGACAUGAAAUAGGUAGGCAUUUGAAUAAUUCUGACUACACUGUUACCGAAGAGAAUGACAUCGGUGAAACUGGUUUGCACUCUUUUAAUGUAUUAAAGCUACAGGGCAAACAAGACGGCAAAACAAUUGACAAGAACAACAAGACGACAACACUAUCUGGACGAGAGAACAAUUACACCAUUAUUGAUCAAAGUAGAAUUGAACAAGACCAUGAAUACGACGUUAUUAGUGCACAUAAUGAUAUAUGUCAUUCGUCUUUACCCGAAAUUUCUGAAUCAGCAACCUAUGUUGUUUUAGAUCCAAGGGAAACCGGAUUCAAUAGGUCAACUGAUCAUUUAUUUAAAGAUUGCAAAGAUGUUCCAAAUAAAUUUGAGACCAGCUCACUUGUAAAUAUAAAUGGAAACACAAUGCGUCUGAAAACUGCAACAUCAGCAUCUAACGUCGCACUGGAUCCAAAAGAAACGCGUUUCAACAGGACGAAAAGGUUAACGUUUUGAAGACAAACAGUUUUGAAAGUAAAUAAAAUAAGAAGAAAAACCACAUGCGAUUCAGUAGCAUAAAUAAAAAGGAAAUAUUUUAUUUCGAUAUAAAUAUUGGACAAUUUUAAAAAGGUACUUGCUUUUUGCUACAUGGAGAGCGAUGCAAAAUAUAAUGAUUUCUUCACUUCUUAUUCAAAAUAUGUUUGUUCAUCUACAUUUAUAUUUUAUGAGUUUACUUAGUUUAAAAAAAAAGUAAAAUAACAAAAAUACCGAACUCCGAGGAAAAUUCUAAACGGAAAGUCCUUAAGCAAAUGGCAAAUUCAAAAGCUCAAACACAUCAAACGAAUGGAUAACAACUGUCAUAUUCCUGACUUUGUACAGGCAUUUUCUUAUGUAGAAAAUGGUGGAUUAAACCUGGUUUUAUAGCUAGCUAAACCUCUUACUUGUAUGACAACUAAUCUACAGUUAAUGGUUUUAUAUUUGUACGUUCAGAACAUACUUUUUUAUAUGAUUAAUAUAGUCACCAUCGUUUUUGGUUUGCUUUGUUUGUUUAUUGUUAAAUAAAGAACGAAAGAAGAGGAUAAAGACUGCUAUAAGUCAGGAAAAAGGUUUGAAACAGCCUCUAGAAUCAUGGUGAUAUUACGGGUAUUUAAUACUAUAUCUCGCUUAUAAUAUUAAAAACAUAUUUAUCAAGUUUUAUCGGUAUAUGUGUAUGUAAUCUGAUAACGGUAAAUUUUUAAAAAGUGUAAAUUUCAAUAAGAACUAUAGGAUGUUCCAUAUUAUAAAAAGUAAAAUCACAAAAAUACUGAACUCCGAGGAAAAUUCAAAAAGGAAAGUUCCCAAUCAAACGGCAAAAUCAAAAAAACAAACACAUCAAACGAAUGGAUAACAACUGUCAUAUUCCUGACUUGGUACAGGCAUUUUCUUAUGUAGAAAAUGGUGGAUUGAUCCUGGUUUUAAAGCUAGCUAAACCUCUCACUUGUAUGACAAUCGCAUCAAAUUCCAUUAUAUUGACAACGAUGUGUGAACAAAACAAACAAAAACAAUAGGUAAAAAUGUCACAGAUAGGGGUAAAUAGUCUAAUUCGGUAGGUCACAUUCGUGAAAAGGGAACGGGAUUGUAGUUACGACAUAAGGAACAUAUCCGAUAUCAUCUGUGAAACGGAUAUUCCAUAACGGUUAACCAACUCGUGAUGGCGUCCGUAAAAUUUACAAAGUGAUGAUUUCAACUUCACCAUUUGGAACUCUUGGUUUAAAAAUGAAAAUUCACAAUUGGGAAGCUGAACUCAUCUCUUUUGUCGUAAAGUUUUGUUUUCAACCGAUCCUCAUAGUCAAUUUCUAGAUAUAAGUCAUAAUCAAAUGGCAAAAUCAAAAGUUAUAUUUCUUGGAGAAUAUUCAACAAGAAAAAUGGUUAGCACUUAAUUUUACUAGAAAUGUCAGCGCUGUAUUGCAGGCAAACAAAUGUACACGACCAUGAGGCAACAAUUGACCUAGAAUGCAGUUGAAAAAGACUUCUAUUUAUCUGACUUUAUGGGAAAGGCAUUUUUUAAUUGCUCCUUCGUAAAUGCAUAGAAGAUAUUUUCUAUACUUUCUUAGAUAUGAAUUCAAUUGAUGGAUUUCUUUUUUAAACCAAACUUGUUAUGUUUUAAUCAAAAAUAGUUCUAACCCUGUAUGAUCCAAUCAGGAGUAGCACAAGAUUUACUAAGAGUACCAAAUUUGCCGGAAAAAUUUAAACAAAUAUUUUUGCUCUUGAGUGUAUAUAAGACUCUGAGGGUAAACUGCGAAAGAUGUGAGUCAUUUCGAAUGGAUAAUAAUAAAUGGACGAGAUAAAUUUAUAAAGAUUAUAAAGAUAUAUUUUGCACAUGUCAAAUUGAAAGAGCCCCUCCCCAUGUACUUUGUUUAAACCGGAGAUGUUGUUAAUUGACUUUUGUCAGACUGCGUGUAUUUUUGCAAUCUAUCGGUAAACGGUCAGAAAGUCAAACGACAAUAAGUAAGAGAACAUAUAAGCUGCACAAUUGAUUCGGCAAAUCAUUAGUUAAUAUAUUAUUGAUUGUAUAUGGAACAGAACAGUCUAGAAUUAAUAGCUUGUUAUACAAACAAUCAUUGUACAAUGAAGGAUCUUGUUAAUUUACAUUAAUCAAUAGAUAAUCAUGCAAAAGAUAUAUUAAUUGGCACCAGGAACAUGAUAGAGUCAGCACGUUAAAAGAACGGACACUUUAAAAGCUUUUUUGUCUUUACAAUGAGUUCAUCAUUAUUUUAUUUUUGAUAAAUUUUGUUUACAAUGCUGUAAAAAAUUUUUAUGCAUUCUUAUUCACGAAAAAUACACAAAAAUUGUUUUUAAAGAAAAAUCUUUUGUUUAUCAAAUAAAAAUUAUCUCAAAACUGAA
Mytilus californianus (California mussel) is the source of this 4624-nucleotide messenger RNA. RefSeq lists its product as uncharacterized. The transcript is spliced from 9 exons. Gene Ontology annotation, cellular component: membrane. Bases 71 to 2257 code for a protein of 728 amino acids. The record is from RefSeq and is a predicted model, not a curated record. Lineage: Eukaryota; Metazoa; Mollusca; Bivalvia; Mytilida; Mytilidae.